GUGACGGGAAAGGGGGAGUUCGCGGCCGGUGGCGGCGGCGGCGACAGCGGCGACCUGGGGAUCGAUCUGGAGGGACUUGGGGAGCGUGCAGAGACCUCUAGCUCGAGCGCGAGGGACCUCCCGCCGGGAUGCCUGGGGAGCAGAUGGACCCUACUGGAAGUCAGUUGGAUUCAGAUUUCUCUCAGCAAGAUACUCCUUGCCUGAUAAUUGAAGAUUCUCAGCCUGAAAGCCAGGUUCUAGAAGAUGAUUCUGGUUCUCACUUCAGUAUGCUAUCUCGACACCUUCCUAAUCUUCAGACGCACAAAGAAAAUCCUGUAUUGGAUGUUGUGUCCAAUCCUGAACAAACAGCUGGAGAAGAACGGGGAGACAGUAAUAGUGGGUUCAAUGAACAUUUGAAAGAAAACAAGGUUGCAGACCCUGUGGAUUCUUCUAACUUGGACACAUGUGGUUCCAUCAGUCAGGUCAUUGAGCAGUUACCUCAGCCAAACAGGACAAGCAGUGUUCUGGGAAUGUCAGUGGAAUCUGCUCCUGCUUUGGAGGAAGAGAAGGGAGAAGAGUUGGAACAGAAGGAGACAGAGAAGGAAGAAGAUACUUCGGGCAAUACUACACAUUCCCUUGGUGCUGAAGAUACUGCCUCAUCACAGUUGGGCUUUGGGGUUCUGGAACUCUCCCAGAGCCAGGAUGUUGAGGAAAAUACUGUGCCAUGUGAAGUGGACAGAGAGCGUCUACAGUCAGUAACCACCAACUCUGGUUAUACCAGGCUAUCUGAUGUGGAUGCUAAUGCUGCGAUUAAGCACGAAGAACAGUCCAAUGAAGAUAUCCCCAUAGCAGAACGGUCCAGCAAGGACAUCCCUGUGACAGCACAGCCCAGUAAGGAUGUACAUGUUAUAAAAGAGCAAAAUCCACCACCUGCAAGGUCAGAGGACAUGCCUUUUAGCCCCAAAGUGUGUCUUGCUGCUAUGGAAGCAAAAGAACAGUUGUCUGCACAGGAACUUACGGAAUGUGGACUGCAGAUUCAGAAGUCACCAGAGCCUGAGGUUUUGUCAACGCAGGAAGACUUGUUUGACCAGAGCAAUAAAACAGUAUCUUCUGAUGGUUGCUCUACUCCUUCAAGGGAGGAAGGUGGGUGUUCUUUGGCUUCCACACCUGCCACCACUCUGCAUCUCCUGCAGCUGUCUGGUCAGAGGUCCCUUGUUCAGGAGAGUCUUUCCACGAAUUCCUCAGAUCUUGUUGCUCCUUCUCCUGAUGCUUUCCGAUCUACUCCUUUUAUCGUUCCUAGCAGUCCCACAGAGCAAGAAGGGAGACAAGAUAAGCCAAUGGACAUGUCAGUGUUAUCUGAAGAAGGAGGAGAGCCUUUUCAGAAGAAACUUCAAAGUGAUGAACCAGUAGAAUUAGAAAACCGCCCUCUCCCACCUGAGCCCACUGUAUCACCACAAGCCUCAACACCAAUAUCUCAGAGCACACCAGUCUUCACUCCUGGGUCACUUCCUAUCCCAUCCCAGCCUCAGUUUUCUCAUGACAUUUUUAUUCCCUCCCCAAGUCUGGAAGAACAAUCAAAUGAUGGGAAGAAAGAUGGAGAUUUGCAUAGUUCAUCUUUGACAGUUGAAUGUUCUAAAACUUCAGAGAUUGAACCAAAGAAUUCCCCUGAGGAUCUUGGGCUAUCGUUGACAGGGGAUUCUUGCAAGUUGAUGCUUUCUACAAGUGAAUAUAGUCAGUCCCCAAAAAUGGAGAGCUUGAGUUCUCACAGGAUUGAUGAAGAUGGAGAAAACACACAGAUUGAGGAUACGGAACCCAUGUCUCCAGUUCUCAAUUCUAAAUUUAUUCCUGCUGAAAAUGAUAGUAUCUUGAUGAAUCCAGCACAGGAUGGUGAAGUACAACUGAGUCAGAAUGAUGACAAAACAAAGGGAGAUGACACAGACACCAGGGACGACAUUAGUAUUUUAGCCAGUGGUUGCAAGGGCAGAGAAGAAACGGUAGCGGAAGAUGUUUGUAUUGAUCUCACUUGUGAUUCGGGGAGUCAGGCAGUUCCUUCACCAGCUACUCGAUCUGAGGCACUCUCCAGUGUGUUAGAUCAGGAGGAAGCUAUGGAAAUUAAAGAACACCAUCCAGAGGAGGGGUCUUCAGGGUCUGAGGUGGAAGAAAUCCCUGAGACACCUUGUGAAAGUCAAGGAGAGGAACUUAAAGAAGAAAAUAUGGAGAGUGUCCCAUUGCACCUUUCUCUGACUGAAACUCAGUCCCAAGGGCUGUGUCUUCAAAAGGAAAUCCCCAAAAAAGAAUGCUCAGAAGCUAUGGAAGUUGAAACCAGUGUGAUUAGUAUUGAUUCCCCUCAAAAGUUGGCGAUACUUGACCAAGAAUUGGAACAUAAGGAUCAGGAAGCUUGGGAAGAAGCUACUUCAGAGGACUCCAGUGUUGUCAUUGUAGAUGUGAAAGAGCCAUCUCCCAGAGUUGAUGUUUCUUGUGAACCUUUGGAGGGAGUGGAGAAGUGCUCAGAUUCCCAGUCAUGGGAGGAUGUUGCUCCAGAAGUAGAACCAUGUGCUGAGAAUAGAUUAGAUACUAAGGAAGAAAAGAGUGUAGAAUAUGAAGGAGUUCUGAAAUCAGGGACUGCAGAAACAGAACCUGUAGAGGAAGACUCUUCACAGCCUCCCUUACCUUUAGUUAGAGCAGAUGAUCCUCUGAGACUUGACCAGGAGUUGCAGCAGCCCCAGACUCGGGAGAAAACAAAUAAUUCAUUAACAGAAGAUUCAAAAAUGGCUAAUGCAAAGCAGCUAAACGCAGGUGCAGAGGCCCAGAAGCUGGGGAAGCCCUCUGCCCAUGCCUCACAAAGCUUCUGUGAAAGUUCUAGUGAAACACCAUUUCAUUUCACUUUGCCUAAAGAAGGUGAUAUCAUCCCACCAUUGACUGGUGCAACCCCACCUCUUAUUGGGCACCUAAAAUUGGAGCCCAAGAGACACAGUACUCCUAUUGGUAUUAGCAACUAUCCAGAAAGCACCAUAGCAGCCAGUGAUGUCAUGUCUGAAAGCAUGGUGGAGACCCAUGAUCCCAUACUUGGGAGUGAAAAAGGGGAUUCUGGGGCUGCCCCAGACAUGGAUGAUAAAUUAUGUCUAAGAAUGAAACUGGUUAGUCCUGAGACUGAGGCGAGUGAAGAGUCUUUGCAGUUCAACCUGGAAAAGCCUGCAACUGGUGAAAGAAAAAAUGGAUCUACUGCUGUUGCUGAGUCUGUUGCCAGUCCCCAGAAGACCAUGUCUGUGUUUAGCUGUAUCUGUGAAGCCAGGCAAGAGAAUGAGGCUGGAAGUGAGGAUCCCCCCACUGCACCCAUCAGGGGGAACUUGCUCCACUUUCCAAGUUCUCAAGGAGAAGAGGAGAAAGAAAAAUUGGAGGGUGACCAUACAAUCAGGCAAAGUCAACAGCCUAUGAAGCCCAUUAGUCCUGUCAAGGACCCUGUUUCUCCUGCUUCCCAGAAGAUGGUCAUACAAGGGCCAUCCAGUCCUCAAGGAGAGGCAAUGGUGACAGAUGUGCUAGAAGACCAGAAAGAAGGACGGAAUACUAAUCAGGAAAAUCCUAGUAAGGCCUUGAUUGAAAGGCCCAGCCAAAAUAACAUAGGAAUCCAAACCAUGGAGUGUUCCCUGAGGGUCCCAGAAACUGUUUCAGCAGCAACCCAGACUAUAAAGAAUGUGUGUGAGCAGGGGACCAGUACAGUGGACCAGAACUGUGGAAAGCAAGAUGCCACAGUUCAGACUGAGAGGGGGAGUGGUGAGAAACCAGUCAGUGCUUCUGGGGAUGAUACAGAGUCACUCCAUAGCCAGGGAGAAGAAGAGUUUGAUAUGCCUCAGCCUCCACAUGGCCAUGUCUUACAUCGUCACAUGAGAACAAUCCGGGAAGUACGCACACUUGUCACUCGUGUCAUUACAGAUGUGUAUUAUGUGGAUGGAACAGAAGUAGAAAGAAAAGUAACUGAGGAGACUGAAGAGCCAAUUGUAGAGUGUCAGGAGUGUGAAACUGAAGUUUCCCCUUCACAGACUGGGGGCUCCUCAGGUGACCUGGGGGACAUCAGCUCCUUCUCCUCCAAGGCAUCCAGCUUACACCGCACAUCAAGUGGGACAAGUCUCUCAGCUAUGCACAGCAGUGGCAGCUCAGGGAAAGGAGCCGGACCACUCAAAGGGAAAACCAGCGGGACAGAACCCGCAGAUUUUGCCUUACCCAGCUCACGAGGAGGCCCAGGAAAACUGAGUCCUAGAAAAGGGGUCAGUCAGACAGGGACGCCAGUGUGUGAGGAGGAUGGUGAUGCAGGCCUUGGCAUCAGACAGGGAGGGAAGGCUCCAGUCACUCCUCGUGGGCGCGGGCGAAGGGGCCGCCCACCUUCUCGGACCACUGGAACCAGAGAAACAGCUGUGACUGGCCCCUUGGGCAUAGAGGACAUUUCACCUAACUUGUCACCAGAUGAUAAAUCCUUCAGCCGUGUUGUGCCCCGAGUGCCAGACUCCACCAGACGAACAGAUGUGGGUGCUGGUGCUUUGCGUCGUAGCGACUCUCCAGAAAUUCCUUUCCAGGCUGCUGCUGGCCCUUCUGAUGGCUUAGAUGCCUCCUCUCCAGGGAACAGCUUUGUAGGGCUCCGUGUUGUAGCCAAGUGGUCAUCCAAUGGCUACUUUUACUCUGGGAAAAUCACGCGAGAUGUCGGAGCUGGGAAGUACAAAUUGCUCUUUGAUGAUGGGUACGAAUGUGAUGUGUUGGGCAAAGACAUUCUAUUGUGUGACCCCAUCCCGCUGGACACUGAAGUGACGGCCCUCUCGGAGGAUGAGUAUUUCAGUGCAGGAGUGGUGAAAGGACAUAGGAAGGAGUCUGGGGAACUGUACUACAGCAUUGAAAAAGAAGGCCAAAGAAAGUGGUAUAAGCGAAUGGCUGUCAUCCUGUCCUUGGAGCAAGGAAACAGACUGAGAGAGCAGUAUGGGCUUGGUCCCUAUGAGGCAGUAACACCUCUCACAAAGGCAGCAGAUAUCAGCUUAGACAAUUUGGUGGAAGGGAAGCGGAAACGGCGCAGUAACGUCAGCUCCCCAGCCACCCCUGCUGCCUCCAGUAGCAGCAGCACAACCCCUACCCGAAAGAUCACAGAAAGUCCUCGUGCCUCCAUGGGAGUUCUCUCAGGCAAAAGAAAACUUAUCACUUCUGAAGAGGAACGGUCCCCUGCCAAGCGAGGUCGCAAGUCUGCCACCGUAAAACCUGGUGCAGUGGGGGCAGGAGAGUUUGUGAGCCCCUGUGAGAGUGGAGACAACACCGGUGAACCCUCUGCCCUGGAAGAGCAGAGAGGGCCUUUGCCUCUGAACAAGACCUUGUUUCUGGGCUAUGCAUUCCUCCUUACCAUGGCCACAACCAGUGACAAGUUGGCCAGCCGCUCCAAACUGCCAGAUGGUCCUACAGGAAGCAGUGAGGAAGAGGAGGAGCUCUGUCAUUUUAGCCUACUGCAGCCAUCCAAGUCAACUGGGUCUGAAUGCCCUGCCAUUUUCCCCAUUUGUGUUCUAUGGGCAUCUGCUAGAGCAAACCCACGUGGAGGAAUUUUUAGAAAUUCCUCCUUUCAACAAGCAGUAUACAGAAUCCCAGCUUCGAGCAGGGGCUGGCUAUAUCCUUGAAGAUUUCAAUGAAGCCCAGGUGAGGAGUUUCUUUGUGUAACCUAAUAUAGUGGCAAUGAGAAGAGCCAACUUGCUGUGUGAGAAGAGGCCUGAGAGGGGUUGGGGAACCUGGAUAAAGUAGCCAGAGAUUUUAGGAACUGAGAAACUGCCAAAAUGUCGUUGCAUGAAAUAUAAUUUUUGUUGUGUAUAGGGAAGAGAAGUUAGGACAUUGGGUUAGUUAAUGGCUCUGGUUCUGUUGCUGGGACAAAAGAAGAUUGAUAUUUAUGUUUAGUAGUAGAAACCCCUAUUAGGGUUGCUGAUUCUUAGCCUGAAAGGCUGAGUUCAUAGGUCUUGUUUGUCCCUUGAGGAUUUAGGUCCUCAGAGUGCUGCAGGUGAGGCCGAGAGAACAUCUAUGGAAAUCGUUUGGGCCUUUCAGUGAGAAGAGUGGCCUUGGACAGAAGGAUAGACUAAAUCACACGUUGGGUAGUAGUUGGGAGUCUUCAGAUCUGCUCUUCAUGGCUCACUAUGGCUGCUGCUUAGGAGCUUUCCACAGAAGUCACCAAACCCAUUAGCUCUGCUUCUUUUCUUCCAGUGUAACACAGCUUACCAGUGUCUUCUGAUUGCGGAUCAGCAUUGUCGAACCCGGAAGUACUUCCUGUGCCUUGCCAGUGGGAUUCCUUGUGUGUCUCAUGUCUGGGUCCAUGAUAGUUGCCAUGCCAACCAGCUCCAGAACUAUCGUAAUUAUCUGUUGCCGGCUGGGUACAGCCUUGAGGAGCAAAGAAUUCUGGACUGGUAAGUAUUUGAAAGCCCAUCCAGAAUUGUAUAGACAGGAAGACAGCAAGCUUUGGAGGGAAGAGAAUCUAGGUGAGAGAGUAAAGCUUUCUAGACAUUGGAAUGUCGGUAGGAUAAAUUUAAGUGGGUUUGAAAUGACUUCAGGAGUUUAGUUUAUUUCCAUAGGUUACAUUGGCUAGAAACCUUUUGAAAAUGUGUGAAGAUUUGUAUAUAGGGUCAAUAUUCUCAACCUGUAAAGUUAGAGAACUAAGUUUUAAGCAAACAUUAAAAAUAUAUAGGCUCAGGAGCGUGAUUUAGAUUAUUCUCAGCCCCAGAACAAACAUGGAAAUCAGAAAGCCAGGAUUGCAGGGAAUACAGGUCAUUCACUGCAAGAAGGAAGAGAAGGGGGACCCUAAUACAGGGCUUAGCUUUUUGAGACGAAGUCUUGCUCUGUCACCUAGGCUGGGGUACAGUGGCACAAUGAUGACUUACUGCAGGCUCAACCUCCCAGGCUGAAGCGAUCCUCCUACCUCAGCCUCCCAAGCUGCUGGGACUACAGGCACUCGCCACCAUACCCAGCUAAUCUGUUAUUUUUUGUAGAGAUGGGGUCUCGCCAUAUUGCCCAGGCUGCUGUCGAACUCCCGGGCCCAAGAGAUCCAACCACCACAGCUUCCCAAAGUGCUGGGAUUACAGGCUUGAAACACUAUGCCUGAUGGGGCACUUAGUUUUGAAAACAUUCAGAUGUACAUGAGUCCCUUUGCAGAAAGGCAGUUUGUUGGAUAUUACUUGUCAUGCUAAGGUCCUUUCCAUUACAUAGGGCUAUCUCUCUGCCUCCUUCCUAGGCAACCCCGUGAAAAUCCUUUCCAGAAUCUGAAGGUACUCUUGGUAUCAGACCAACAGCAGAACUUCCUGGAGCUCUGGUCUGAGAUCCUCAUGACUGGAGGGGCAGCCUCUGUGAAGCAGCACCAUUCAAGUGCCCAUAACAAAGGUACCUGAGUGUGUGUGUGUGUGUAUCUUUGUUCGAGAGAUCUCCUUAGACCUCUAGGUGUCAGGCCUUGUGGUCCAAGGCUCAGGCCUAAUAGGUUGACCGUAUCCAUGUUUCUUAGAGAAGAAAAGUACCACCUUCAAGGGGUGAGUCAACAUAAAUGAAGCACUGGGCAUAUAUUUGUUAAAUAUUUCUACAAGGUCAGCACAUAGUGAUUAUACCUCUACUUUUGGUCUUGAUCAGCAGUGUGCUUGACAUAAUAGGGCUUUGGUUUGUGCAGAGUGGGAUGUAUUGGUUAGAAUCAAAUCUCUCUUUGUAAUGGAGGGCUAAAUUGAGUGUACUUUCCUUCUUCACUUUCCCUUGCCCCUUGCAGAUAUUGCUUUAGGGGUAUUUGAUGUGGUGGUGACGGACCCCUCUUGCCCAGCCUCGGUGCUGAAGUGUGCUGAAGCAUUGCAGCUGCCUGUCGUGUCACAAGAAUGGGUGAUCCAGUGCCUCAUUGUUGGGGAGAGAACUGGAUUCAAGCAGCAUCCAAAAUAUAAACACGAUUAUGUUUCUCACUAAAGAUACUUGGUCUUACUGGUUUUAUUCCCUGCUAUCGUGGAGAUUGUGUUUUAACCAGGUUUUAAAUGUGUCUUGUGUGUAACUGGAUUCCUUGCAUGGAUCUUGUAUAUAGUUUUAUUUGCUGAACUUCUUUUAUGAUAAAAUAAAUGUUGAAUCUCUUUGGUUGUAGUAACUGGGAUUUCUUCAUCUGUUUCUUUGAGCUUAAUCUCAGAACAAAUGACAAGACAUAGUACUUUCUCGAGGUUUUCAAUAGGCUUAUUCACUUUAGGAGGACAGCUAGCCAAGGAAAUCGCAAAGUUAAGAGUGUACUUUAUUCUGUGGCAUCAUUCCCAAAAGGUUAUUCCAGGGUGUCUAAAAUGCUAUGCUUGCAAAAACUCAGUUUAAAGUAGGUGAAGGCCCAGAUUAACAGUUGUGCCAAAAGUUGAGCAGAAUUGGGCACAGCUCUGUUUCUUGACAGUUGAAGAAAGACCUCAUGCUCUCUCUCUCUCUAGAGCUGAGAUCACUAACAGCUGACCUGUGGGUAUUCCCCCACUUAAGAGCUAAAGGGAGAACGAAAGGACCAACUGCCAUGAAGGGACAGUGACCAUAAGCUUGAUGGAAUGACCUUCCGGAAGAUAAACAUGAGAAGCACAAGUGAGAACACUUGGAAAUGUUACAAGUUCUAGUCAAUAUUAUUAUUAUUGUCACAAUGGCUGGAAGCUGUUCCUUCCCUUCCUCUGGCAUCACUGAUCCCUGUUCAUGGCUUCUCAUUCUCUAAAGCAGGGAUCAACAAGUUUUUUUCUGUAAAGGGCCAAAGAGUAAAUAUUUCAGGCUUUGUGGGCCAUUUGAUCCAUCACAACUACUCACCUUUGCUGUGAGGGCAUGAAAGCAACCACAGACAGUGGGUAAACAAAUGGGCAUGGCUGUGUUCCAGUGAAACUGUAUUUACAAAAACAGGCAGCAGGCCAUAGUUUGCCAACUCCUGCUCUAGAGAUAGCAGUGGAAAGGGUGAUCUUUAGUUGAUAAUAGAAGGGAAUAAGGUUGUCAGAACUUCCCUGUGUGUGUAGAUGUGGUGAUGAAGACCAGAUUCAGUGACUAUAAACUGAUGCCAGAACACUGCAUUCUUUUUCAAUUUGGAGGGCGUUAUUCAAUGAAUAUUUAUUUUUACUCACACUGACAUGAAUAUUGAUUACCAGUGAUGGCUGGGCCAUAUUAAGAUAACUUCAACCCCUAUGGCUUAAGAUGGGUAAUUGGGCCUGCAGUCUUCACUAUUUAAAAAUCUAACAACUUGAUCUCAAUUUUUUCUUAAAGACCUUUUUCCUGGAGAAUACGUUUUUUUUUUUUUUUGUUUUUUUUUUGAGACGGAAUUUCGCUCUUGUUGCCCAGGUUGGAGUGCAACUGCACAAUCUCAGCUCACUGCAACCUCUACCUCCCAGGUUCAAGUGAUUCUCCUGUCUCAGCCUCCUGAGUAGCUGAGAUUAUAGGCACAUGCUGCCACACCUGGCUAAUUUUUGUAUUUUUAGUAGGGUCGGGGUUUCAGCAUAUUGGUCAGGCUGGUCUUGAACUCCUGACUUCAGGUGAUCCACCCACCUUGGCCUCCCAAAGUGCUGGGAUUACAGGCGUGAGCCACCGUGCCUGGCCUGAGAAAUACUUUAAAUAUAUUUUCAUUAGCUAGAAUUGCCCAAUCUGUGUAGGUAUAAACUACUUGGUAUAGGGAGAGAGAAAGCCUAUCCUACCUGUUGCUUUCUUACUUGAUGGUAACAUCCAGCAGUUAGCCUAUUUAUAAACAUAAUUACUUUUUCACAUAUGAACCAUAAAAUACUUAACUUUCUGCUCUAUAUUGUUUGUUUACUGCUGUAUCUCCCACAGCUUGAACAGUACCAAGGCAUGUACAGUAGGUGCUCAAUAAAUGACUAUUGAAUAAACAAACAUAUCCAACAAAUGUUCUCAAUGUAAAGGAUCAGAGAUGCCACAUGUUCUCCUUGAUGGGACAGGCCUUUCCACAUGGGAAUGAUGGGAAGGAUUUGUACUCCUGGAUGUUCAGUAACUGCUUCCAGGAGAAAAGGUAGAGUCCUAUCACUAGGCCACAGAUACUUAUUUGUGUUUGGCUAGAAUGGGAUGUUUGUUUUGAAUCUUCUGUUACAAACUUGGGAACAUGGCUGUUAUUUCAGUUUAUGAGCCAAAACUUUUCACAUCCCGAAACUACAAAAGAGAAAAAGAGCCUUAUUAAGUAUCAUGCUUUCCCAAGACUGCCUUCAAAGAAAUAUGAAUCAGGACAACCUGUGGUCUAAAUAAUGUCAUCUUAAAACAAGAGUUUCUUUUGACUCUUCUGCUAAAAUAGCUUAGAAAAAAAUCUACUUGCAGACAUUUUAGAGAGAGAAAGGACAGUAAAGUGAUUUUCUGAAUGGGAAUGACAGACCUCUGGGAAGCCAGCUACCACUGAAUCUCACUUGAAGUUUAGAGUUAGAAGGGGUGGUCCCCUCCUUUCACCGAUGUGGAAGCUAGGGACCAGCAAGGCGGGGUGCCCGCGGCUGCACAGCUAGUUCAUAUCAGAAUUGGGAAUGGAAGGCACACUGCCUCCCAGCAUAGCAAUACAUAACCUAGCAAAGGACUUAACACCUGUCUCACUGUCAGGUUUUUUAGUAUUUUAUGAUGAUGAUGACUUCUACUAGAAAAUAAUCUUCAUUAAAAUUAUUAAAGAUGGUCACACCUCUAUCUCUAAGCCUUGUUUAUAUAAAAUGAGGGUAUUUGGACUAUAUGAUGGCUAAAGUCUUCUUCCAGCGCUAGAAUUCUGCAACUCAUUAAAAAGUCACCCAAAAAAGUCUACUGAGUUACCCAAGGGUUGCUCCUACCUGCCCAGAGUUCCACCAGCCUGGGUAUAGUAUUUGUUAUAAUCUAGUCGUAGCAGUAGUUGAGCCAAAUCUGAGUUGAUCUGAUGAUUCCGAACACUGGAGAGAAUCUUGAAUAGGAGUGAAGACUGGCGGCUAAAGCCCUGCAGAGAGAAGGACUCAGCUGUCAUUCCACUUCAGCUCACCAACUCUCCAUAUGGAGGAUGGGGGCGGAGGGAGGAGUUUCUUGGAAAAGCCUUGCUCAAAAUUCUACAGAACCACCUGGCCUUCCCACAUUCCUAUUUCUCUUAGUUCUUAAAAUGACUUGUACCAAAUCCAUACAUGCAUGACUUCCUAUGAAAGUACUCUUUCAUCAGUAGGAAUUUAGUAGCUGGUUUCCAGUUAAUGUAUUUUGUCAAGUACUGGGGUUGGGGAGAACCCGUUUUGAUUACAAGCAGAUAAUUAUCUCAGUGAGAUAGGGGUUAGUUCAAGGAAGUAAGGAGGGGUAGGAUGUGAGGAAGUUAGAACAAAGCCAAUGCUUAUUUGAUGGGCCGAAUAAACUAUUCAGGACUAAACUAUUUGUGAGCACUGUGAGGUGGCACAGUAAUUACCUGCUUCAAAAUCAACUGAUACCAACAUUUUUAUCUUUAUAUCUUACUUCUGUACGUGUGUGUAUUGAGGAAAUGCUUUACUGACUCAGAGGAAAGAUCGUGAAUUCUCCAUUGACAAAACCACCUCUGUCCUUUCGCAAGGCUGCAUACUUCCAGGCAGACGCACCUUCACGAGAAUGCUCAGCUGGGCGGCUCCACGCUCAUCCAGUGGGCCUAGGUUCUGACUGACCAGCGAACAAAAACUGUGACAGAGAUCUAGGAUUUCAUUCAGGCAGUGAAACACCUACCCAGGAAACAGAGUUGGCAUUAGGAAAAGAAGGAAGGUACGUCCAUGAAAUUAAAGAUUUGGGAGAACAGUCUAAUUAAUAGCUGACCUCCCAAAUCUAAGAGGAUAGACACUGUCACUUGCAAGGCCUGCCAGCCCCUCAGACAUACAAUAUGUGUAAAACAAACGCAUCCUUUCCUGCGUAAGCGAGUAUUACUCUCUUAGCCUUGCACCAAACCUCCACUCUAGCCACACUUAACUCUUCAUUUCUUAGACCCGCAAAGUGUGUCCCUGCCUCUGAGCUGUGAGUGUUGUUCCCUUUGCCUGGGAUGCUCUUCUUUCUAAUACCAGUUCAAGUCCCACUCUCUCAGUGAAGCACUCCCUUCCCCACUGUAGCCUUUAGUGAACCCCGUUUCUUGCUGCUUUAUUAUCUGUACUGUUGUCCACUUGGCAAUUGUUCAGGCCUCUGUGUUGUUAAUGAUUUCUGUAUGUAUAUAUAUAUGUCUUGUUUUUCCAACUAGAUUGUGAGCUCCUUAAGGGCAGAGCCAUGAAUUAUACCUCUUUGUAUCCCCAGUGCCUUGCAUACAGUAAGCACUCAAUAAAUAUUUAAUGAUGA
This is a messenger RNA of Piliocolobus tephrosceles (Ugandan red Colobus), 12216 nucleotides long. RefSeq names its product TP53-binding protein 1. Bases 129 to 5621 code for a protein of 1830 amino acids. The transcript is spliced from 26 exons. Gene Ontology annotation, molecular function: histone binding. Gene Ontology annotation, biological process: positive regulation of transcription by RNA polymerase II; DNA damage checkpoint signaling. The record is from RefSeq and is a predicted model, not a curated record. Gene Ontology annotation, cellular component: nucleus. Lineage: Eukaryota; Metazoa; Chordata; Mammalia; Primates; Cercopithecidae.